UUGUACAAUUUUACAAAGCUUAACGAUUAUUUAGAUGUUGAUCCAAACUCUGACAUCUCUCUAAUUCGAGGAAACAUAAUGGUUGGCAUCCCGGGGCGAUCUAAAGCCUGCCUUACCUGCUUGAGGCGAAGAAAGGCAUGCGAUCUACGGCGUCCCGGCUGCAAACAAUGCCAGAGGCUCGGCCUCGAAUGUAAAUGGUUUAAGCAUCAGACUAUUUUCGUCGAGGCAAAUGUCAGAACAACUCUCGACCCCAAUGGAAAAAACCGCACUUUAUUAAUAUCAUCCACUUCGUCGAGCACCCCGCGUCAGCAUUCUCUUCCAGAGGCUACACUCGGUCGACUUACACACUCGCUACAGCGCUCAACAACCCAAGCUCAACACAUAAGCCUAUUCCUGGAAGGCUAUCUGCCAAAGAGCCAAAAUGCCUUGUCCAAUAUUCCUAAUUGCUCUACGGUAAGCUGGAUUGUAACAGCUUGUGCAGAAUCCAAUCAUGAUGAUAAGCAUGUCAUGUUUCGACUCGCUGUGAUUGCCUGCUCUCUAUGUAUGCUUGGCUUUGAGCAAGGGAACGAUGGAAUCAUAAGAGAAGGCCGUCUUACCUACGGUCGUGCAAUACUGCAGUUGAAGGAGGGAUUGAAAAACGUAAAUGACACCAACAAGCUAGCUCUCGUUAAAUCAGCAAGGAUGCUAAGCCUCUUCGAAAUACUUUUUGGUUUGGAAAACCAGCUCGACAGCGCACAAGGACAGGCCUGGACUUUUCACAACCACGGCGAACUAAAUCUACUACUCAGUGGCAAUCCUCAUAUGUACAAAAGUGGUGAAGCGCAUCAGGUAUUUGCAGAUGGCAGAUUGCAUCUCGCUGCUGCAAAUAUCUACACAAGAAAGUCUUCAGUACUGAUAGCAGAGCAGUGGAAAACAGUGCCUUGGCUGGGGCGAUCCAAAACGCCGAAGGAUCUUUUGUUGGAUUUAUUCAUCGAAAUACCAAGGCUCUUCGAAACAUUAGACACACUUCGUACAAGAAGUCAGUAUGACGACGAACAAGAGCUCAUCCAGCCUCUAAUGGCAGAUUGUCGCCAACUUGGUAACGAACUUAAAUCUUGGUACCUCAAAACGGGGUCGAAAACCGAGUCUCAUGUCAGGAAGGCGAUGGUUGAGAAAGACGGACGAGCAUCUGUGGAACACCUGGCCAGCGCCCAACUCAUCGUUUUAUAUUGGUGCUGCCUUCUUCUGUGUACUGAGCUGCAGCGAGCCCUUGCAGAACGCUAUGAGUCAUGCAUAACUGCCGAGAUCCUCAAUACCAAGGACCUGCAGACCAUAUGCGGCAAUAUUUUGGAAGUGAUAGCCAUUUUUCUCAACCCCCACUCAGGAUGGUUCGGAGCAAAUCUUGCUGCAUGCCCACUUCUUCUAGUUUAUAAUCAAAUCGAACGAAAAGCACAUAUGGGGCUCAUGGAAAAAGAAAGUUUUAUGUUACGAAAUAUCCUAAAUACCGCCAAAGGAAAGAUACUGGGUGCAUUUAUUCGAAAUGCAACGUGGUCUCGUGUAACGAAGCCUUCUGUGAGCCGUUACUUUGCUAAUUAG
Periconia digitata is the source of this 1575-nucleotide messenger RNA. The record is from the annotation of a GenBank genome assembly. Lineage: Eukaryota; Fungi; Ascomycota; Dothideomycetes; Pleosporales; Periconiaceae.